GCAGAUGAUUUGGUGCGCGUGGCGCGCGUGGUGCGCUGGUGCGCCGACGCGGGAAUAAACCGCCUCACGCUGUGCGAUCCGCGUGGCGAUCUGCUGCGCUCCGUCGAUGCAUUGCGCGCUGCGCUCACGAGCCAUUGCACCGCAGCGGAUUUGGGCGCGGACUUAACGCAGCCAGCAGCAGCAGGAAGCCAGACCGCGGCGGCGCCUCGGAUGAAGCUCGGAGUCGUCUCGCCGCAGGGCGGCAGGAGCGAGCUGGUCGACGCGGCUCGUUCGCUUUGCGUCAGAGCGCAAGCCGGUCGGGUCAGCCCGCGAUCGAUCGACGAGGGUGCGGUGGACCGUCAGCUCGACGUGGAUGGCGUGCAGCGCCCCGAGGUCGGCCUCGUCCUCCAGUACUGCCACGAGGGUCUGCUCGGCGGCCUCCUACCCUGGCACACACGCAUCGCCCACUUUGUGCACAUGGGGCGGCUGAGGCACGCGACCGAGCCCGCGCUGCACCGCGCCUUGCACGAAUACGUCUCUCUCAACCAGCGCCACGGCCGGUAACUACUCCGCGAGACCGCGUGCGCUGCCUCAAGGGCGCCCACAAGGGAAAAGUCGGCGAGAUUGACACCGGGAAGGACGGCAAGGUCAAGGUCAAAUUUGAUCCCAUACCCCCUUCUACGACAGGAGAAGUGUCGACAUUGUAGACUGCGGACAACUUCGGGAAGAUGUAGAUUAGGAAAGUGACCGGGUCAGAUUUGUAUCGGAUUACGGCUGGGUGUUUUCUUUU
Molecule: messenger RNA, 769 nt
Organism: Emiliania huxleyi CCMP1516
Lineage: Eukaryota; Haptophyta; Isochrysidales; Noelaerhabdaceae
Exons: 3
Coding region: 211-543 (110 amino acids)
Cellular component (GO): endoplasmic reticulum membrane; dehydrodolichyl diphosphate synthase complex
Molecular function (GO): ditrans,polycis-polyprenyl diphosphate synthase [(2E,6E)-farnesyl diphosphate specific] activity
Source: RefSeq, a predicted model, not a curated record